UGUGACAUGAAUGCUUCAAGAAUACUUUCUACGAAAGACUGUAGCCCAAUCUAUCUGGCCAUCUUCGUAAUAUGCGGUAUCCUCAUUACCAUCUGUAUACUUACCGAUAUGUGGAUUUUAAUCAUCUUAACGCUUCUUCUAGCACCUGCAUGCUGCAAUAAGCUGCCAAAGGUGACGCAGAGGGUGCAGCGUGAAGAAACGGGAACAGAGGCAGACACAGAGGGAAGAAUCACACAGUUAACAAGCGAUAGACCCGUAUACACGUCUACAUAUUUCAGUGCUCCUAACCCACCCUUAGAAGAACUCAGCGUCACAGGACUAGAAGGUCAGCGUGCAACGAAUCUGAGUGACCAUCAUCACCUUCCAACAGCCGAUCUUCCUCCGCCCUACUUCGCACUGGAGAAUGAGGCGACGGACCCAUCUCAGGGACCUCCGGCUUCGCUCUAUGUGAUUCGUCCGCCAAUGCUCGAGCCUCCCUCUUACCAAGAGGCAGUUCAGAUGUCGUAGGAUUCAUGAAUGCUGGACACUUAAAUUGUUGUUCAGUAUUUAUUUCGGCAAAAAAUGUACAAGAGUUUUCGUCCAAUAACAUACACAAAUACAAGUGCGAGGAGCUAACAGCAUUACACACACACACACAUACCCACACACACACACACACGCGCUACACACACACACACACACACACACACACACACACACACACACACACACACACACACACACACACACACACACACACACACACACACACACACACACACCACACACACACCACACACACACACAGACACACACAUAUAUGUGUGUAUAUAUUUAUGUAUGUAUGUUUAUAUGUAUGUAUAUGUAUAUCUAUAUAUGAAUAUCUAUCGCGACAUUCCUCUCUUUACCUUCUUUGCAUCUUAUCGUUUUAUCAUGGUUUCCUUUCCUUUGUCCCUUGGGUUAUAUUUUCUCUUUUAUAAGUUUGUGUAAUAAGCCACGUUAUUUGAUAUUUUAUCUAGUUUCAUUCAUUCAAAGGGUUCAGUUUUGCUGAUCCUCUAUUAAAUAUUUGUUUUCAUUUUUCACGCAUAUCACCACUCGUGUAAAUCAUACUAUAAAUACUAACUAUGCCUUCAACAUUAUCAAUAACAGUUGUUUGAUGUUAUAUAACAUAAAUAAAGACGAUCAGUUAACAAA
This is a messenger RNA of Penaeus indicus, 1173 nucleotides long. RefSeq lists its product as uncharacterized. The transcript has 3 exons. The record is from RefSeq and is a predicted model, not a curated record. NCBI's taxonomy places the organism in Eukaryota, Metazoa, Arthropoda, Malacostraca, Decapoda, Penaeidae. Bases 7 to 507 code for a protein of 166 amino acids.